AUGACCCCUAUGUUUGAUCUUCUUCAUCUUAUUAUUAUAGAGAAGACUGAAAAUAAUAGCUCCUUCGUAGGAAGAAAAAGAUCUUCUGCUAAUCAAUUCAAAGAGAAAAUGAAUCUAUCAGUAAAUGGUCAGUCUCAGGUCCCUCCGGGUUUCCGAUUCUAUCCGACAGAAGAGGAGCUUCUGUGUUACUACCUGAAAAAGAAAGUUUCCCAUGAGAUGAUAGACUUCAAUGUAAUACGAGAGGUUGGUCUUAACAAGCUUGAACCAUGGGAUAUCCAAGAGAAGUGCAAAAUAGGAGGCACCCCACAUAAUGAAUGCUAUUUCUUUUGUCACAAAGAUAGAAAAUACCCGACCGGGAGUCGAACCAAUCGUGCAACUGCAGCCGGAUUCUGGAAGGCUACUGGCCGUGAUAAGACCAUAUACAGCUGCUAUAGAAAGAUCGGAAUGAGGAAGACUUUAGUCUUCUAUGAAGGACGGGCACCAUAUGGGCAAAAAUCAGAUUGGAUCAUCUAUGAAUAUAGGCUAGAUGACACCAAGGCCUCGAAUCUAGUACGAACUUCAACACCAGAAGACCCGUGGGUGGUAUGCCGAAUUUUCCGGAAGAGAAAUUUCCACAAGAACCUACAAAGUCCCCAAAGCACAUCAUCUUCUCCUGAUUCUAUGGCCGAAGCAUAUACCUCAGAUAAAAAUGGUGUUCUUACUCAAACAUUUUCAAGCAAGGGAAAGUCUUACAAGCAAGAAAAAAGAGAAAUUGACGAUAGGAACAUUAAUAACAAUAAGAUCUUGCAUUACCUAGAUCAAAUUGACAGGGAAUUCAGUGAGGAGUUUCCAAAUAUGUUCUUCCAUCUUCCAAGACCAGAAAUUCAAACUGCUUCAAUAUCACUUCAUGGAAAUAUCUCAUCCUUUAAUCAAGACUAUUGUUUUGAGGAUUGUGACUUACAAUACGAUGAGAUGAUCUCAAAAACAGAACCUACUUGCACCAAUCCAGGCAGUGCUUGCAUAGCGCAAUCCAGUGGUACACCGGAAGAAGGAUCUCAUGGUUGGGCUGCAAUGGACCAGCUGGUGGUAGCAAGUCAGCUCAAUGUCCAAACAGAGAUGCUGGAGCAAUUAUCUGGCUAUGGUCAUUCCACUGAGGAUUUCUGUUUAUCUCCCCAAGAUGAUGUGCUAUCAUCCGAGAUAUGUUCAAGUCGACCAAAUCAAGUUGCGCAAGUCUACAAUGGCGAAGUUGAUUUUUGGAGCUUUACAUGA
This is a messenger RNA of Ilex paraguariensis (yerba mate), 1248 nucleotides long. Lineage: Eukaryota; Viridiplantae; Streptophyta; Magnoliopsida; Aquifoliales; Aquifoliaceae. The record is from the annotation of a GenBank genome assembly.